UUUUUUUUUAAUCAGUCGGAAAAAUAUUUUAUUUUGAAAAAGGACCGGAUCCACCCGUGUGUACGUCUGAGCCGCGUUCAGGAGUCUUAAAGUUCGGGUUUAUCGCUGCAGGCGAGUCUCACGCGCCGAACCCUCUGCUGGCGGCACAAAUCAGUGACAAAGAAUCUUCAAACAUAUUCAACCUGCUCAAUGAAUUCUGUCACUUCAGGGAAAUGACAACUGGUUUCAAGUUGACCGAUAAAGUCGCUGCUGUGUGGGCGAGUGAACAGCGGAACAUUCUACAUGUUUCAGACGUUGACCGGGUGGAAGAGGCUUUUAAAAGAGUUUGAGCGGUACUCCAACCACAAAAGACCUGACUGCAAAAGAAUAGACCUGCAACCCAUUUGUAAACAAACCCACCCGGUGAAUCGAGCCCGUCCGAGCUAGAAAAAAAUGUGCUGGAGAUGCAAAUGACGGUGGCCUGAAGGGACAUUUCACACAACAACUCUGCCGGUGUUCUAAUGACAGCGACCAGAACUCGGUUCGGAGCAGCGGACCAAACACACGUCUGUGUCGCCGUCUCCAUCAGCGGCUCGUUGCAGCAGGUGAUCAGUGUCUGGGUGCGGGACCCGUGCAUACGAAAGAAUGACUUUUGGCAUGCCUACAUCGACUACGAAAUCUGUUUACACACCGACAGCUUGUGCUUUACCAAGAAGAUCUCGAUUGUGAGAAGGAGGUUCAGUGAGUUUGUCUGGCUCAGGCAGAAGCUACAGGCAAACUCCCAGCUAAUGGUACAGCUCCCAGAGCUGCCCCCAAAGAACCCCUUCUUCAACCUGAACAACGGCCAACAGAUCACUGAGCGAAUGAAAGGGCUCCAGAGGUUUUUGGAACAGGCCCUCGAGAGCCCUCUGCUGUUGUCGGACAGCUGCUUGCAUCUUUUCCUGCAGUCGAAGCUCAGCACGUCCACGAUGGAGGCCUGUGCUGCUGGACAGACCCACUACUCCGUGGCCCAGGCGGUCCAGCGCUGUGGCCUGAGGCGAUUCCACUCUGAAGAGGAUCUGGAGAAGGACCUCAGCAUGUCUUGUGACUCUGACUCAGACAGUUCAGAGUGUUUGGAUCCAGAGCUUCGGAUUAAGGAUUUGGCAAGAAACAAAGCAGAGAGUACGGCGUCACUUAAUCUCAUGGGAGCCGGCCAGGAGAAACCCCUCAGCUGCUCAUGUGGUUCUACAUGAGAACACCAUUAUCACAUCAUCAUAUCAUCGGCACAGAUGUCUGGAACAGUGAAGAAGAAAUGUACCUGUCACACCGUCAUAAUGCACUUUUGGCUCAGUAUUUCACUUGUUUAAAACACAAAUCAUUGCUCUUUAUGUUCUCAUUGGGGCAUUUCAGUUUUAACCAUGUACAGUAAAUAGAAUAAAAAUGUAAAUCCA
Messenger RNA from Pseudoliparis swirei, 1409 nucleotides. RefSeq names its product sorting nexin 10b (gene snx10b). The coding region runs from base 501 to 1211 and encodes 236 amino acids. The transcript has 6 exons. Gene Ontology annotation, molecular function: phosphatidylinositol binding. Gene Ontology annotation, biological process: intracellular protein transport. The record is from RefSeq and is a predicted model, not a curated record. Lineage: Eukaryota; Metazoa; Chordata; Actinopteri; Perciformes; Liparidae.